AUGUGUAUCGAACUUCUGCUCUUUCCAAAAUGUCGGCACAAUCAACACCAUUCUGAAGUGACUUUCUUGGAUAGCAAUGCAGAGUAUACAGGUGAAGAAUUCCUUCUUGAACGAUGGGAUGUUCACAUGUUCCCAAAAAGGUGGGCGGAAAAGUCUGAGGAUUUUGUUACUGGCAGGUUCCUUAUCCAAGCCAUGCGCUCCUAUUUGUUCUUUUCCCAGUUGAGUUCUUGGCUCAACUCCACUGGUGGAGUCCUUCCUCUGAAAAUUGCUUAUCGGUUGUAUGCCCCUGGGGAAUCUACCUCCCAUAUAUUCCAAGGGGAAUCUUAUGUCCACCACUUUCCUGCUGCUGAUCUACCCCACAGUACAGUAAAGGUUUGUGUCAGUGCUCUUCAACGGCUAAAAGCCAUUCCUAUCCUUUUGUGCCAAAAACCAAAAGAUCUUUUGGUUCACCGGAAGCCUGUCAAAUUUACAGAUCAAAAACUGAAGGGCAAGCACUCGACAAGACACUAUGUAAAGAACAAAAAAUCAGCUACAAUUUGUGAUAGUGUCAAUAAAAGUGACACCCUUAACUCCAAUCAGGGAACGACUACAACAGAAAAGGUUUUGGCACAUUCAAAAUCCAAAGGUGGUACCAUUAUUGCCAAAGCCCAGCAGUCAAAAUUUCAGCCAUUCUGUGAUGCCCAGCCACAGGCAGUUUUACAAAGUAAGACUUCCUCCCUGCUGCCACCCCCAUCUUCAACUUCAGUACACAGUGUCUUGGAUGACCAAGAUUACUCUGACAGCCUAGCCUCUAAAUUUGCCAAGCUUGAUUUAAAAUCAAACCCACACAACUCGUACACAUCUGCCUCUCGGCAAAUCUUCUCUGAAAAACCACUUGUCUUUCAUGUCAAAGCUGACUCAACCUGUGCGUACAACAAUCAAAAUGUGGAAAACAAAAUGAAACUGCUUCAUAGUCCCAAGGUUUUGCUCACAAACUGUAAUUCUGACACGCAAGCAUAUUACUCAAAGCAACGGCACAAUCCUAGUGAUGAAAAACGGACUAAAGACAGUGAUUGGUACACAACUCUUCUGGGUCAGCCCAGCCUUCAUGAACUGUCCAAACCUUUGACAUCUGACCAAAUUGAGGCAUAUCUGGCCAGUCUUCCAGCUUGGGGAAAUUCAUUGCCUAAGGUCAAACGCACAUGCCUUGAAAACAUUCCAGUCACAAAAUGUAAGUUUCAGAUCGGUGAUGUAAACUCUGAGACCGAGGAUGAAGAAGCAGUUACAAAAACCCCAGAAAAGAUAUCUUCACUGCCAGCGCCAAAGUAUAAGUCUGCAAAUUUGACAGACUCCAACAGUCAGAUUCUGUCCCUGAAAGAAAAAGUGCAGGCCAAAGAGAAAAGCAGGAAUGAUCUUGAAAAAGCUUGUCGAGACAAAGACUUGUCCCCAACCAAACAGUCAUCGGCAGUAUGGUUGGACUUUUCGUCUGAUGGUCCAGCUCAUGCCUCAAACACUGAGGAAUCAUCCGCUGACCAGUUGAUCUCCAAUGGUAAUGUUACUGACAACAGCUUCAGUACUUUGAACACGCUUAGUUCGGAUUGUUUUUCCCCUGAUUGUAAAAACAGAAAUGUUGCCCAUUUGAACGGUGUUGAUUUGGGUCAAAGGCCAUCUCCUCCAUCCUCUCCUGUUGCGGUCAGCAGUCCUGCCCAGCAUUUAUCACCCUAUAAUAAAAAUGUUGAUAGUCUUUAUUUGAAUGGGGUGGAGGUGAAUGGUAAUGCUGUGAAAUGUGAAGGGGAAGAAAAAGAAGUAACAGAGACUGACAACAAUGUUUCAAGUGAAGAAUCUCCACAGAAAAUGCCUCUAAACCAAAUCAAAAGAUCUCUUUAUGCCAGUGUUUUGAGGAAAGAUUUUGCACAGGCUGUUGAAAAGAAAUGUUCCAAGAGAGACGUUCCUUCAAUGGAAGACAUCACAAACUUCCACAAACACCUAAACAAGAGUACGAGUAUGCUAUUCAAUGCCUCGACAGGGUUGCCAACACAGUCAAGUCCAGCACCAGUAAAGAAAAAAUCUGGUCGUUUUGAUUAUGACAGUUCCCUGACAUCUACAAAGGCUAUAAAAAAUGCUUUGUCGUGUUCCAAACUGGUUACAAAAACAAGCUCUUGUGAUGAUAUUGACAAUAAAGAGAAUUCAGAAAAGACUUUUAGCACGAGCGCUCCAGCUUCCACUAAUUGCCUGCUGGGAAAUUUUGAGGAAUCAAUACUAAAUGGUCGUAUUGAACCAAGUGGCGUAGUGGAAGGCUUCACAGCUGAGAUUGGAGCCAGUGGAACAUUUUGUCCAAAACACAUCAGCCUGCCUGUUACUUCUUACUUUUUUAGUCUUUCAGAUGACAAUGCACCGUCACCUUAUUUGGGUCACAUCAACUUGGAAACUUAUUCAAAAAAGGGGUAUCACAUACCUAAAGUCGGAACAGUGCAAGUGACAUUGUUCAACCCAAACAAGACAGUUGUGAAGAUGUUUGUUGUGAUGUAUGAUCUUCAAGACAUGCCAUCCAAUGCCCAGACUUUCAUGCGACAGCGGACAAUGUACAUGCCUGCGGAUGCUGAAAGCCAGGAACCUUCGUAUCUACGAUACUUGAUACAUUUGAGAAUAUCCAGUAGUAGAUCAGGGAAGUUGUACCUACACACUGACAUCCGUCUUAUUUUUGCCAGAGACAAAUUUGAAUAUGAUGCUCGUGUUGCAAAUUAUGAAUUACGAUCGUUUACAGAAGGACCAAAAAAUCCUAAAUUUUCACCAAAGAGAAGACAACAUGGUGUUUUUAAGCUAAACUUUGUAAAUCUCUCCUUUCCUAUCUCUCCUUCUUCCCCUCUCUCUUUCUCCACCUCUCACUCUCUUUCUCCUUCACUUCCCCCUCUCUCUUUCUCUCCUUCAAUUUUCCCUCACUCUUUCUCUCCUUCAAUUUUCCCUCUCUCUUUCUCUCCUUCACUUUCCCUAACUCUCUUUCACUUUCCCUCUCUCAUUCUCGUUCACUCUCCCUCUCUCAUUCUCGUUCACUCUCCCUCUCUCAUUCUCGUUCACUCUCCCUCUCUCAUUCUCGUUCACUCUCCCUCUCUCAUUCUCGUUCACUCUGCCUCUCUCUUUCUCGUUCACUCUGCCUCUCUCUUUCUCAUUCACUCUUUCUUAUUCACUCUCUUUCUUCUUCACUCCCCUCUUUUUUCCUAUAUGUAA
Acanthosepion pharaonis is the source of this 3204-nucleotide messenger RNA. The record is from the annotation of a GenBank genome assembly. NCBI's taxonomy places the organism in Eukaryota, Metazoa, Mollusca, Cephalopoda, Sepiida, Sepiidae.